Salmo salar (Atlantic salmon) is the source of this 2008-nucleotide messenger RNA. Its product is annotated as estrogen receptor alpha 2. NCBI's taxonomy places the organism in Eukaryota, Metazoa, Chordata, Actinopteri, Salmoniformes, Salmonidae. The record is from RefSeq and is marked provisional. Gene Ontology annotation, biological process: regulation of DNA-templated transcription. Gene Ontology annotation, molecular function: steroid binding; nuclear estrogen receptor activity; sequence-specific DNA binding. Gene Ontology annotation, cellular component: nucleus.
CGCAGCCACCGCUCACUCCCUGCAGUGACAUGUACCCUGAGGAGACCCGUGGGGGUGGAGGAGCAGCCGCCAUCAACUACCUGGAGGGAGUGUAUGACUACACUGCCCAUGCCCCUGGCCUGGCCCCCCUCUACAGUUCCUCCACUGCAUCCCUGGAUGCCCAUGGACCCUCGGACGGCAGCCUGCAGUCCCUUCUGUUUGUGCCCUCCACUCCCCAGCUCAGCCCCUUCCUCCGCCACACCAGCCUCCCCAGCCAGUCUUUCUACCUGGAGAUCUCCUCCACACCCGUAAACAGGUCGAGUGUGGGAGCCAAUCAGCAGUCAGUGUCCCAUGAGGAGCUCAGCAGCGCCUCCGACACUGUGGCGGAGUCAGGGUCAGGCUCAGGUUCAGGGCCAGGGGUCGGAGUGUUUGAGAUGGCCAAGGAGACUAGGUACUGUGUGGUCUGCAGUGACUAUGUCUCUGGGUAUCACUACGGAGUUUGGUCCUGCGAGGGCUGCAAAGCCUUCUUCAAAAGGAGCAUCCAAGGUCACAAUGACUACAUGUGCCCUGCGACCAACCAGUGUACCAUCGACAGGAACCGUAGGAAGAGCUGCCAGGCAUGCAGCCUCAGAAAGUGUUACGAAGUGGGCAUGAUGAAAGGAGGCUUGCGAAAGGACCGCGGUGGGCGGGUUCUCCAGAGGAAUAAGAGGCGUGGUGGCCCUGCUGGUGACAACAGUGUCCUGGAGCACAGCAAAGCACCCCUUCAGGAUAGUAGCAGGAACAGCAGCUUCGGUGGUGGAGGAGGAGGAAAAGGGCGGCUCAAGAUCACCAUGCCUCCUGAACAGGUGCUGUUCCUGCUGCAGGGUGCGGAGCCUCCAGCCCUGUGUUCUAGUCAGCAGUUGGGCCGUCCCUACACAGAGAUCACCAUGAUGACCCUGCUCACCAGCAUGGCUGACAAGGAGCUGGUGCACAUGAUCGCAUGGGCUAAGAAAAUACCAGGUUUCCAGGAGCUGUCUCUCCAUGACCAGGUGAAGUUGCUUGAGAGUUCCUGGCUGGAGGUGCUGCUGAUCGGACUCAUUUGGAGGUCCAUCAGCCCUGGGAAACUAAUCUUCGCCAAGGACCUCAUACUGGACAGGAGUGAAGGGGACUGUGUGGAGGGCAUGGCUGAGAUCUUUGACAUGCUCCUGGCCACUGUGUCUCGCUUCCGCAUGCUCAAACUAAAGCCUGAGGAGUUUGUGUGUCUCAAAGCCAUCAUCUUGCUUAACUCUGGUGUCUUCUCCUUCUGUUAUUACUCUGUGGAGUCCCUCCACAACAGCCCGGCGGUGCAAAGCAUGCUGGACAACAUCACUGAUGCCCUCAUCCACCACAUCAGCCAAUCAGGAGCCUCGGUGCAGCAGCAGUCCAGACGGCAGGCCCAGCUCCUGCUCUCACACAUCAGACAUCAACAAAGGCAUGCAGCACCUGUGCAGCAUGAAGUGUAAGAACAAAGUGCCUCUGUACGACCUGCUCCUGGAGAUGCUGGACGCUCACUGGAUCCACUCCCCAGGCAAGGUGGCCCAAGCCUGGGGACAGGCCAAGGGGGAGCCCCUCUCUACCAAAGGCUCCAGCAUAGGACCCAAGCAAGGCAACCAAGAUACCCAGCUCAGAAGCCCCGGUCCUGGGGUACUCGAGUAUGGCACUACACGCUCGGACUGGAGCCCCAUUCCAUGAUGAGAUAUAGAAAUAGGUAUUUGUAGAUAUGGAAGAUGUAAAAGUCCUUCCAUUCGAUAUAGUAUAUGUAGAGAAAUAUUUAGACAUUUGUGGAGGGGACAGUAGAUAAAAAAAAAGAGACAAGAAUUUGUUAUUUGUAAUAUUUGUUUAUAAUUUAUGUGACUCAUUUAAUAGAUAGUUAAAAUGAUUUAGCAGAGAUCCGUUGAAUGUUUAGAAACGUUUGCAUUUUGUACUGGCUCACUACGGACUGAAAUGUGCUCCGUCUCACCAGAUGUUGCCUUUCACAACAUUUAGAAUCUUUUGAGUAAAGUGUUUUCUG